This is a messenger RNA of Cucurbita moschata (crookneck pumpkin), 1093 nucleotides long. RefSeq names its product B3 domain-containing protein REM8-like. The record is from RefSeq and is a predicted model, not a curated record. The transcript has 4 exons. Lineage: Eukaryota; Viridiplantae; Streptophyta; Magnoliopsida; Cucurbitales; Cucurbitaceae. Gene Ontology annotation, molecular function: DNA binding. The coding region runs from base 54 to 953 and encodes 299 amino acids.
UCCACUGAGUAGCAAACACGAGGGUGGAUUAAUUGAUUUGAAGAUCAAUAAGAAUGUCCAAAUUUCUUCAACAACAGCUCCCCGCCAUGGCUUCUUCCAGUCAACCCUGUAAAGCCCCCGACAACCCCCAUUUCUUUAAGGUUGUUCUUGCUCAUGCUCUCAAGGAACAAAAGCUUGAAAUUCCGAAGAAGUUUGUGGGAGAAUAUGGUCUGAAAGCCUUCGAAAAUAACCCAACAAGGGUUAAGGUGGCUGAUGGGGAAGAGUGGGAAGUGGGUGUCACAAAGAGUGAUGGAAGAGUGUGGUUUGAUUAUGGGUGGCAGAAGUUUGUGGAGUUUUACAACGUUGGAUUGGAGUACUUUCUUGUGUUCAAAUAUGAACUCCGAUCUUCGUGCUUCCAUGUCGUUAUCUUUGAUCCUACUGCUACGGAAAUCAAGUAUCCACUAAAAAAGAAGCUAAACAUGGGGACAAAUUUUGAUGAUCUUCACCUAAUUUCUCACCCUCACCCUCAAGUUGGGAAAGCUAGCUUUGGCGCCAUGAAACUGAUGAACAACAAGAGAAAGUUGCGGUCGAUGACCAGAACGAGCGAACGAGCGGGGGCGAUGGCCAAAGCUACUACUUUCCAAUCUAUGACUCCCAACCCUUCUUUUAUGUGCAAGAUCUAUCCUUCACACAUUCAGUCAGGAGCGUAUCUUAAUGUGCCAAGAAGAUUUGCGGAGAUGCAUAUAGAAGAGGGUGCAGAGAUGGUUCUUCAGGAUUCAGAUGGAAGAACGUGGGGCGUUACUUACUAUUCUUAUUUGACUCCACAAAUGAAAAGGAGGGUUGAAUUGAGAAGUGGUUGGAGGAAGUUUUUUGUGGACAAUGACUUGAAAGUUGCGGAUUGCUGUGUUUUUGAGAUGAUCAGGAAAAACAGCACAACAAUCGCUUUCAAAGUUGACAUCUUUCGGGCUUCUUGAUUGAUUACAAGGUUGAUUUUUGAGGGUUUUGAGGAAUUGGGGUAUGUUUUAUAUCUUCGUAAUAUGGGGAACUUUGUGGUGUAUGCAUGUUUUUGUCAUGGUUUUGAUAAUUGAAAUGUAUGAUCGUAUGUGUUUGGAAA